UUAUUUUUAUUAUUAUUACUCCUAUUUCCCAGUUAGGGUUUUUUAGGAGUUGGGUCUUUUCAAUUUUCAAAAAACUCAAAGCGCCCACCGCUCCACAGUCGACGGCAAUUUCACUGAUUGAUGGUGCUCACAAUAUAGAAGCGCGAGUCUUGUCACUUCUCAAUCUCUGCAAUUGGUGUUACUGGUUGGGAGUAAAAUAAUCUUUCUUCUUGGAAGAAAAAGAAGAAGCAUAAAUAGGCACCGAAAGCCAGACCCGUGUUUAUGAUUAGAGCCACGGGUGACUGUAUCAAAAGCAAACUGAGCAAAGGCAACUGAGACCGAGAGGAUGGAGAAUACAGAGAGUGUAUUGCCACAAGUCUGCAAAAUCAUUCACAUACCUGAAAAGCCAUCCUUUCUUCCUCACCUCCAACCCACGGUUAACAUGCUUGCUUCUGUCAUUGAACCCAAAGAUGCCAAUACUCUAGUCAGGAAGUUAAAUAAGAUUGCACCACUGGAAAAUUUGCAACAUGUGAAGCGUGUGCAGAAGAAAAGCAUUGAUGGGGGGAAACCUCAGUUAUCUCUGCUUUUAUGUAUGAUUGUUGGAAAUGAUUGUGGAGAUGAUUGCAUGCCAUACGAGAUUCUUGAACUUGUUAAAUCAUUCCAGUUGAGUACUUUCAUCACAAAAGUUUGCAAAUAUGCUGCAACAUCAAAAGAAGAAUGGGAUGAACAAUGCAAGCUCUGGCCUACUUCGUAUCAUCCGCCAACCUACAACAUCAGUGGCAUAACUGGAUUUAGUGAAGAGGAGUCACAAUCAGUUUUCAGCUUCAUGAGACACACCAUUAAUUUGGCAACAUCUUCUAUUGGUCAGGUGGUCAAUGCUGCUGUUAUUGUAGAUCCUUCAACUAAGCAGGUCAUUGCAAGUGCUUGUGAUCAGGUAAUAUCCUCAGUCAGUCUUGCAAAUGGGGUCAGCAAGGACGGUAGCUGCUCGAACUAUCUAGAAAACCUCAAAGCCUCUAAUUUGGAAAACCAGCAAACAUCACUUUUGGAUGGUUCGAUUAGUGCUUGUGUACAUCCUUGGCAAUGGGCACUGCGAAGCUCUGGUUGCUGGCAUCCUUUGCGGCAUGCGGCUAUUGUUGCCAUUGAAUAUUCUGCUGCCAGGGAUCUACAACUUUUUCCUGAUCACAAAGCUCUAUCUCCUUUGAAAAGACAGAAGAUCGAGGAAUCUGGCUUCCAUAGCAAUGGCCAUAGUUAUCAAUCGCUCAGACCUUAUCUAUGUACUGGAUAUGACAUUUAUCUGGCCUGGGAACCAUGUGCAAUGUGCGCAAUGGCGCUUGUACAUCAAAGAGUUAGACGGAUAUUUUUUUGUUCCCCAAAUUCCAGUGCUGGUGCACUAGGAAGUGUUCACAGAUUGCAAGGGGAGCGGAGCUUAAAUCACCAUUAUGCUGUUUUUAGGGUCAUUCUGCCUGAGAAGGUGUUCAGGAAUAAAGUAGUAGAUGGAAAGACUUCUGGAAGUGGUUGAAACAAACACUAAUCAGCUUUUGGGGGAGUCUUUAAAAAUUAAAGAUGAAUGACAAGUGACAUGUUACCAACGAUUCAACAACCAAGAAUGGUUAAUCAAAAUUUGGUUCACCAAUACUUAUCCAUGUUUAGCAAGAUAAGCCGAGCUGAGUACGAUAUCCCACAAUAUUUCCAGAUGGGAGUUUGAAUCGAAUACAUAUGGAAUUUUUCAAUAUCAAGAUUUGGGAACAGAUUUGGGUAGUGCAUUUGAUUAAAAUUUAUGUAACCAUUAAAUUACUCGAAGAUUUUUUCAUCUGAAGUUUUCUGAUGGUUCCGAAGUGGGUGAUUUUAACGUUCAUAUAAAUAUCCCACCUGUGCAACAAUAUGAAGGCCAGAUUUGCUGGUAGAGAACCAGCUUCAGAGAGCCAAGAAAAGAAGAUUGUGGAAGGACAAUAACAUUGUCAAGCACAUUUUGGUAACUUUUUUCUUUUACUGGAUUUUUAAAUGGAUUUUGUUUGAACUAGCUGUGGAAACAACAUCUUGCAGAAAUGCAGGGUCUGGCCCUUGUGGUAUGUACAAUAGACCCUUGUGGUCUGACCCUUCUCUGGACCCUGCACAUAGCAACAGCUUAGUGCACCUGGCUGCCCUUUUUUAGGUCACAUAGCGCACCCAACCAAAGAGUGCAGUUUGAGAAAAUCGGUUCGACAAAGUAUGCUGAUGGACUUGUGGAUGCAGACACAAAUUCAGAGAAGAGUUGGAGAUCCCUUGGUAACUUCAGGUAUAAAGCAAAACCAGGAUCAGGUCAAUCAGACAGAAUAGGGAGACCUGAUUAUCGCAGUUCUGUCCGUUCCAGCUCUCCCUUUGGCCAGAGACAACAGAGAAAUGCUUCCUUUAGGCUAGCCGUACAUAUUCUAGUAGUAAAAAUCAACCUUGCUCUCAAUGUGACCUAAGUUAAGGACUUGCCAAGUUGAUGACAAGACUUAUGUUUGUAGAGUGAAAAUAACAGGUUGCUUGGAUUGUCUUCUCUUGAGUUAUUAAAUUUUGCUUGUAACAAUGUUACAUUUAUUAAUUGUUGCCUGUGCCAAUGUUUGAUAAAAUGUAGCACUACCAAUUUUACCAUCA
Messenger RNA from Solanum pennellii, 2598 nucleotides. Its product is annotated as tRNA-specific adenosine deaminase TAD3. Bases 326 to 1498 code for a protein of 390 amino acids. NCBI's taxonomy places the organism in Eukaryota, Viridiplantae, Streptophyta, Magnoliopsida, Solanales, Solanaceae. The transcript is spliced from 3 exons. The record is from RefSeq and is a predicted model, not a curated record. Gene Ontology annotation, cellular component: cytoplasm; nucleus. Gene Ontology annotation, molecular function: tRNA-specific adenosine-34 deaminase activity.